AUGUCGCUGCCACAGGAAACCGACGCCGGCGCCGCAGCUGCUGCUUCCGUUGCCCGAGGGCAGCGAGCCCGCGACAGGGCGGAUGCGGAGUCGCGCGGCGAAAAGACGGUCCUCGUCCUGAGCUCCCUCUCCCGCUCGCUCGCCGAGUCCGACUUCUACCGCUGGGCGCCCCAGGGCCGGCACGUGGCCGGCUGGGCCGGCGGCAUCUCCAAGGUCGUCCAGGCCGUCUCGGCCACCACCCGCGAGCCGCGGGGCCAGUACUUUCUCUUCUUCGACACCCGCAGCGCCGCCGAGGCCUGCGCCGCCCAGCUCGACCGCGUGUACGACCUCACCGAGGCGGCCGACCUGCUGGAUCCAUUGGGAUGGAAGUGCAAGGUUGUUGCCGAGGGCGCCGUGAUUCGUGGUUCGGAUCGUGCCUGCUGGUUCCGUUGCGCCUGUUGCUGUUGCGCCUGCUGCUCUCGUAACCUUUCCACCCGGGCUGCGCGGGUUCGCUCAUCCAUGGUCCGGGGCGAGACAAUGGUUACCGUCUUCUUUUCCUUCUUGGGCUGCUCCGGCAAAGGCUGUGGCGGUGACUCGAAGUUCGCCCUGGAUGGCGAUCGGAGGCAAGCUGGAGAAGUGUUGGAGCGAGUGAGACCACAAGGAGGGGCUAAUGACGUUGUUGAGGCCAUCCCUGCUGCCGUGGUAGCGAUCACCACCGAUUGCCGGUUUGGCGUCUGGGGGAAGAGUGAGAAUGCAGGUGAUUUCACCGGCUGGGGCGAGGUCGCUCUACGCGGCCUUGUUUUUUUCUCGAGCGUAGCUUGGCGCCGUUCCAACAAGGAGGAUUUGCUCUCGCCAGAAUUCAAUACGCCGCUGAACAUGACACUGUACCGCUCCAGCCUGAUGUCGGGGAUUUCAACGUUGAGCAACCCCGUGCAGCUCGCCGAGGCCGAAGAGGCGGACUCCGAGACGGCCGGCGCCUUUGAUGGCGUGGCGUUAGCGUCCGUCCCUGGCUCCGCCGUCGACUUGAUGAUGAUGGGCUUGUGUUUCGGUGUCUUUUUGCUGGCGACUGUGUUGCUUCGGACCGGGGCGGGGGCUGCCUUGGACCCAGUUGCCGCCGAGUCCUGGGUCGGACUCCCCAGCGCCAUCCCAAUCGGAAUCUCCCCAGACCUUGCAGAUGGAUGUAGGCUGCUCCCCGUGCCCAUGCCCGUUCUCGUCAGAGCGAUGUCGUCCUUGGAAAUCCGCUUGUCCCAGCCGGGCUUCACGUCAGUGGAUUUGUUGGAAGUUGGCCCCGAAGAUGUGCUGGGUCGGGCCAGCAUUCUGAACGGCGCUGUGUUGGCGAAGACAGCGAUGGCUCUUGAUGGCGGUGGAGGUAGAGGUCGAUCGAGCGUUUUGAGGCGGGUGCCUGCCCCGUCUGCUUGUGUCUCGUGGACGCAGGGUAAGACUUGA
This is a messenger RNA of Thermothelomyces thermophilus ATCC 42464, 1425 nucleotides long. RefSeq lists its product as uncharacterized. The record is from RefSeq and is a predicted model, not a curated record. The transcript is spliced from 6 exons. Bases 1 to 1425 code for a protein of 474 amino acids. NCBI's taxonomy places the organism in Eukaryota, Fungi, Ascomycota, Sordariomycetes, Sordariales, Chaetomiaceae.